GUACCGAAAACGACUAAAUAAAGCUUAAAAGACAUGGAUGAAGACUGCGUACAGGAGCCGGAGCACCUGCUGACUUAUGUGAGGAAACUCAAAGAGGUGUUUGACGUGUGUGACGGGGACUCUGACGGUCUCAUCCACCUUGAAGUCUUGGAGCGGUGGGGUUCACAGUUUGGUAAAGCAGAACAGGUGAAGAAAUUGGUCAGAUGUCUCGACUGCGACUCUCAUGGGAGGAUCAGCUUCAAAGACUUCUGUUGUGGCGUUCUGACAAUGAAAGGUUAUGCUGGGAUCACGAAAAACAAAAGUGGGACACAGUUCAUCACAGGGCCAUUUGAGACAGUUAAGAAUUGCUACAAGGCACCCUGAGAGGAGUUGGUCUUUGCAUCCUUGUGUUCAUGUUGUGUAAGAUCCCAAGGUGCUACAUGUAACACAUUUC
Cheilinus undulatus (humphead wrasse) is the source of this 433-nucleotide messenger RNA. Its product is annotated as rab11 family-interacting protein 4A-like. Gene Ontology annotation, molecular function: calcium ion binding. Gene Ontology annotation, biological process: regulation of cytokinesis; endocytic recycling. Gene Ontology annotation, cellular component: recycling endosome membrane; cleavage furrow; midbody. The coding region runs from base 34 to 363 and encodes 109 amino acids. The record is from RefSeq and is a predicted model, not a curated record. The transcript has 4 exons. Lineage: Eukaryota; Metazoa; Chordata; Actinopteri; Labriformes; Labridae.